GGUUUAAAACCUCAGCACUACCUGCUGUUUGCGCUGUUUGCAAAUCUCCCUGCGGCUGAGCCGUACUGUAGAGAAGGCCCGCGCUACCGAGCCAGCAUGUCAACUCUCGUCCUGGAGACCGGAGCCUUGGGCAGGAAACUCAGCGACUUUGGACAGGAAACGAGCUAUAUUGAAGGCAACUCCGAUCAAAAUGCUGUAUCACUGAUCUUCUCACUCAAAGAAGAAGUUGGUGCACUGGCCAAAGUUUUACGUUUAUUUGAGGAGAAUGAUAUAAACCUGACCCACAUUGAAUCAAGACCUUCACGUUUAAAGAAAGACGAGUAUGAAUUUUUCACCAAUCUGGAUCAGCGCAGCGUGCCUGCCCUGGCAAACAUCAUCAAGAUCUUGAGACAUGAUAUUGGUGCCACUGUGCAUGAGCUUUCCCGGGAUAAGAAGAAAGACACAGUGCCCUGGUUUCCAAGAACCAUUCAGGAACUCGACAACUUUGCCAAUCAGAUUCUCAGCUACGGAGCCGAACUGGACGCAGAUCACCCGGGAUUUAAAGAUCCUGUAUACCGAGCAAGACGGAAGCAAUUCGCUGACAUUGCCUACAACUAUAGACACGGGCAGCCCAUUCCUCAAGUGGAAUACACGGAGGAAGAAAAGAAAACAUGGGGGACGGUGUUCAGGACCCUGAAGUCCUUGUAUAAGACCCAUGCUUGCUAUGAGCACAACCACAUUUUCCCCCUUCUGGAAAAGUAUUGUGGCUUCCGCGAAGAUAACAUUCCCCAGCUCGAAGAGGUUUCUCAGUUUUUGCAGAGUUGCACUGGUUUCCGCCUCCGACCAGUGGCUGGCCUGCUUUCUUCUCGGGAUUUCUUGGGGGGCCUCGCUUUCCGAGUCUUCCACUGCACUCAGUACAUCAGACAUGGGUCUAAGCCCAUGUAUACACCAGAACCUGACAUAUGCCAUGAGCUCUUGGGACAUGUACCUUUGUUUUCGGAUCGCAGCUUUGCCCAGUUUUCCCAGGAAAUUGGCCUCGCCUCCCUGGGUGCCCCUGAUGAGUACGUUGAGAAACUUGCGACAAUUUACUGGUUUACUGUGGAGUUCGGUCUCUGCAAGCAAGGAGACUCCAUAAAGGCAUAUGGUGCUGGGCUCCUGUCAUCCUUUGGUGAAUUACAGUAUUGCCUAUCAGGCAAGCCGAAGCUCCUUCCUCUGGAACUGGAGAAGACCGCUGUCCAGGAGUAUACGAUCACAGAGUUCCAGCCUCUUUAUUAUGUGGCUGAGAGUUUUAAUGAUGCCAAGGAGAAAGUGAGGAACUUUGCUGCCACAAUCCCACGGCCCUUCUCAGUUCGUUACGACCCAUACACUCAACGGAUUGAGGUCUUGGACAACACCCAGCAACUUAAGAUUUUGGCUGACUCCAUCAGUAGUGAAGUUGAAAUCCUUUGCAGUGCCCUCCAGAAAUUAAAGUGAAGUCACAGACAGAGCCUAAACUGAGAAUCUCUCGAUGGAAAUCCAACUGCUUCUUUCAUUUCAUCUUAAAAAGUGUAAAAAACAAGUCUUAAUUCAAAAUGAAGCCUUAAAUCCUUUCGAGAGCAAGAUGGUGGGUCAACAAAUAAAAUAAUCUGAAAUGACAGCAUAUUAAUAAUACCCCAAAGCAUAAUGAUGGGUCUUUUGGGGUCAUCUGUGAUUUAGAGAUGAUAAUCUCAUACUCUGAAUUGAAUUAAAAAUCAAUAACCUGUCACACUUCAUCAAAGUUAAUGAAAAUUUGGGACCUGCUUUAUUCAACCUUCCUAAAUACUUUCAUUAUUUGCUGUAGAGAAUUUCUAAAGGGAUAUAUAUCCCUCACUGUGAAACACAAGCCUAUCAGAAUUGAAUUUCUGGAUUUAAUAUAAAUUUUAGCCUACAAAAGUCAUUUUCUGUUUCAGGGAACUACGAUUCUACUUACGGCUUUGUUAUUUUGCCUACGUAGAUUUUCUUUAAUUCAGAAGCCUAUUAAAAUCAAUACAAAUAUUAAAGUUCAUAAUGUACUAUCAAAAUA
Messenger RNA from Odocoileus virginianus texanus, 2020 nucleotides. RefSeq names its product phenylalanine hydroxylase (gene PAH). NCBI's taxonomy places the organism in Eukaryota, Metazoa, Chordata, Mammalia, Artiodactyla, Cervidae. Gene Ontology annotation, biological process: L-tyrosine biosynthetic process; L-phenylalanine catabolic process. Gene Ontology annotation, molecular function: iron ion binding; phenylalanine 4-monooxygenase activity. The record is from RefSeq and is a predicted model, not a curated record.